Molecule: messenger RNA, 987 nt
Organism: Perognathus longimembris pacificus (Pacific pocket mouse)
Lineage: Eukaryota; Metazoa; Chordata; Mammalia; Rodentia; Heteromyidae
Product: olfactory receptor 4F15-like
Exons: 1
Coding region: 1-987 (328 amino acids)
Biological process (GO): G protein-coupled receptor signaling pathway
Cellular component (GO): membrane
Molecular function (GO): G protein-coupled receptor activity; olfactory receptor activity
Source: RefSeq, a predicted model, not a curated record
AUGCUGAUGCUGGCAUCUGAAGCAAUGGGUGGAAUGAAUCACUCUGGAGUAUCUGAGUUUGUGCUCCUGGGGCUCACGAGUGGAUGGGAGAUGCAGGUUCCACUUUUCAUCUUCUCUCUGUUGUUCUACUUUGCCAGCGUCACCAGCAACCUCGUCAUUGUGGUGACCAUCACCUCAGAUGCUCAUCUGCACUCCCCUAUGUACUUCCUUCUGGCUAACCUCUCUGUCAUCGAUAUAGUGUUUUGCUCCAUUACAGCUCCUAAGAUGAUUUCUAGCAUUUUCAAGAAACACAAAGCCAUCUCAUUUGAGGGCUGUCUCACCCAGAUCUUCUUCAACCAUGCAGUCGGAGGCACUGAGAUGGUGCUGCUCAUGGCCAUGGCCUUUGACCGGUACGUGGCCAUCUGCCGGCCCCUGCACUACCUGACUGUUAUGAGCCCGCGAGUGUGCCUGUGCUCUUUACUGGCUUCCUGGACCAUCGGCCUUAUCCACUCGUGGGUCCAGUUAGCAUUUGUGAUCAGUUUGCCCUUCUGUGGCCCUAACAUCCUUGACAGUUUUUACUGUGACCUCCCUCGACUCCUCAGGCUGUCCUGCACAGACUUCCACAGCCUUGAGCUCAUGGUCACCAUUAACAGUGGGCUCCUGUCUGUGGGCUCCUUUGUCUUGCUGGUCGCCUCCUAUGUCUUCAUUCUGUUCACUGUCUGGAAACACACAUCCGGGGCUGUGUCCAAGGCCUUCUCCACUCUGUCAGCUCACGUCACUGUCGUCAUCCUGUUCUUUGGGCCAAUGAUGUUUUUUUACACAUGGCCCUCUCCCACAUCACACCUGGAUAAAUACCUUGCUGUUUUUGAUGCCUUUAUCACUCCUGUUUUGAAUCCUGUCAUUUAUACAUUCAGGAACAAAGACAUGAAAGUGGCGAUGAAAAGAUUGUGCACUCGUCUUGUGCACUAUUUCAUGGACGGUUUGGCUAUGAAAAAUGUGGAAGUAUAG